This is a messenger RNA of Drosophila teissieri, 1300 nucleotides long. RefSeq lists its product as uncharacterized. The record is from RefSeq and is a predicted model, not a curated record. The transcript has 2 exons. The coding region runs from base 326 to 715 and encodes 129 amino acids. Lineage: Eukaryota; Metazoa; Arthropoda; Insecta; Diptera; Drosophilidae.
UGUUCGGCUUUCAGUUUCACGAGAGACUUCCAACAGAAUACAUCGAAUUUCCGCGAGAGAUUUGCAAAUCGAGAAGAAAGAAGAAAACCUCUGCACCGAGUUACCUCCACGCAAAAGUGCACAAAAAACGUUAUAAAAACAGAAACAAAGUGAUUUUAAAAGCCAGAGUUCAUUGGACGCCCAGCAAUCCGAGAGACAAAGUGAAACGACCUCGCCCAACGCGGCAAAAAGAGAGAAAAAAAACACACCCACAUCCCACACAACAUCCCGCUGAUUGGUACUGCAGUUCGCAAAAAAAGAACCAAAAACACAGCACAGCAUCGACAUGGAUGUUUGGGGAUUCUGCGUCAGCGACACCACGAUGGCAUAUGGCGGGUCCAUGCGCAGCGGGUACUACAGGGACUACGAGGAAUUCCCGUAUGGAACCCUGGAGUCCACCACCUCCUCACACGCGGUCAAGGACUGCUACAGUCGAGUGCAAGAAAAGUGCAAGCAGAUAAAGUCCGAGAAGCAGAUGCGCAAGGACUGCCCGUUCUGCAAGGAGCACAAGAAGCGACCGCUUAUCAACUACAUGCGCAAGCGGGAGCAGCGGAAGCACCAUGACAGCAUCUGCGAGGACGAGGAGGACAUGCACGAGCAUGAGCAUGAGUUGGAGCACAGCCACAAUCACAGCCAGUCGGCCGUUCUUGCCGCCCCCCAAAGCUGCAAGGUGUGAGUGGGAGCGGGACGACUAUACUGCGGACGAUGCCAGCAGCAUUCGCGAAAUGCCAUAUAUGUAUACAAAUGUAUAACCAGAAGAAAGGAAACCUGAAAGAGUAAGAACAAAGACGAAGAAAACCAGAGGAGAAAAGAGAAUGAACUCUUAAAGACGAAGAUUGAGCGAGAGAGCGAGACAGCGACCUGCAGCUACAAUAAUCCAAGGCAACUGUACCCCUAUUUUUGAUAUGGUUGUUAAAGCAUUUCCGCGUCGCGAAUACACUACCAUUUACAAAAGCCAGAUCCACUUGAUACCAAUUUACAACUCCCCUUUUUUCAUUAGCUACCACUUCGUUUUUACACCAACUUCGCAGUUAUGUACAAUACAAUUCGUUUACCGACAAACAAUAGCGCACGACGAAUAAUCUUGUAACGAAAACCUGCCCGCUUGACCAACGCAUUUUUUGACCUUAGGCAAACCAGAACAUGGUAAAAAACUAAAAAAAAAAAAUUAUUGUAUACACGAAACACAACAAGGGAAGCAAAAGCAGAAUUUUCUAUUUUGCGUACGAGACUGAGUAAAUUGCAGUAGAAAAUUUUUAAA